AUGGAAGAUUCAUUCAAAAAUUUAACCAUUGAAAAUAAAGAACAACAAACAGUAACAACAACAACAACAACAACAACAACAACAACAAAAAAAAUUCAAACUUUAGAAGUACCAUUAAGAAGAAAUGGUGAUCUUAUAGAAUUUUCAGAUUCAGAUGAAGAAUAUUAUUAUGAUGAUGAUUAUGAAGAAAUUGAAUAUGAUUCAGAUUUAUCAGAUGAAGAGAAUGAAGAUAGAAUUUUAGGAAUUAGAUCAUCAAUACCAUUAAAUAAAACUUUACAACCAAAAGCACAAGCAUUGGAACAAAAAUAUCAAAAUAAAAUUAAUGUAAAUUCAAUUGCUAAUAGUAUUUCGAGUAAGAGGGUGAUUGAUGAUGAUUCACAUAGAGCAUUACCAAAUUCUGUACAAAAUUCAAUUAAAGAGAUUAAAAAGAAAGAUGAUAAACAAGGUGUACGUAUUGUAGAUAAAGAGGAUAGAGCAACCACUGAGCAAGUGUUGGAUCCACGUACACGUUUAAUGUUAUUUAAAAUGAUUAAUAAGGGUGCAUUCUCAGAGAUUAAUGGUUGUAUCUCAACGGGUAAAGAAGCCAAUGUGUACCAUGCAUUCACACCCAAUGAGGAAGAACGUGCUGUAAAAGUGUAUAAAACCAGUAUUCUGGUAUUCAAAGAUCGUGAUCGUUAUGUAACUGGUGAAUUUCGUUUUCGUCGUGGUUAUAGUAAACAUAAUCCAAGAAAGAUGGUGAAAGUGUGGGCAGAGAAGGAGUUUAGAAAUCUCACACGUUUAAAGAAUGCUGGCAUACCGUGUCCAACACCAUUGAUUCUACGUAACCAUAUUCUAGUGAUGACAUUCAUCGGCAAGGACGGCUAUGCCGCACCACGUUUAAAAGAUGCCACUGUAUCACAAGAGAAGUUUGGUGUAAUCUAUUUGGAUUGUAUAAAAAUGAUGAGAACAUUGUUUCAUAAAUGUCGUUUAGUACAUGCCGAUCUCUCUGAAUACAAUAUGUUAUACUACAAGAAUCAACUCUACAUCAUCGAUGUUUCUCAAUCGGUUGAACAUGAUCACCCUCAUUCAUUGGAUUUCCUUCGUAUGGAUUGUUCAAACGUUACAGAUUUCUUUAGAAAGAAAGAAGUGAACACAAUGUUCAUUCAAGAGUUAUUCGAAUUCAUCACAGAUUUAACAAUUACCGAGGAUAAUAUCGAUCAAUAUUUAGAGAAAAUGUUAGAGAAAAUUCAAUCACGUGGUGAAACAACAGAUGAACAAAAAAUUCAAGAGGAAGUCUUUAGAAAUGCUUAUAUUCCACGUACUUUAGAUCAAAUUAUAGAUUUAGAUAGAGAUAUGGAAAAAAUUGAAAGAGGUGAAGGUCGUGAUAUUUUCUAUCAAAAUUUAACAGGUUUAAGUAAAGAUUUACAAAAUAUUAAAUCAAAAAAUGAUUUAAUUAAUGAUUCAAAUGAAAAUAAGGAUUCUGAUGAUUCUUCUUCUGAUUCUUCUGAAGAUUCUGAUGAUGAUUCCGAUUCUGAUCAAUUAAAUGAAGAUGAUGAAAAAAUUCGUAAAUUAGUUGUAAUUGAUCCAAUUACUAAAAUGGAAAUUAGAUUAGAAGAUAUGCCUAAAAAAGAUCGUAAGAAAUUUGUAAAAGAAAUGAAUAAAGAAAGAAGAAAAACAAAAAUACCAAAACAUAUUAAAAAAUUAACUAAAAAGAGAAAAGCAGAGAAAUUUGGUAAAAAGAAAUAA
Molecule: messenger RNA, 1725 nt
Organism: Dictyostelium discoideum AX4
Lineage: Eukaryota; Evosea; Eumycetozoa; Dictyosteliales; Dictyosteliaceae
Gene: rio1
Exons: 2
Coding region: 1-1725 (574 amino acids)
Cellular component (GO): cytoplasm
Molecular function (GO): protein serine/threonine kinase activity; ATP binding; protein serine kinase activity
Source: RefSeq, a predicted model, not a curated record